Molecule: messenger RNA, 3995 nt
Organism: Tigriopus californicus
Lineage: Eukaryota; Metazoa; Arthropoda; Copepoda; Harpacticoida; Harpacticidae
Exons: 3
Coding region: 334-3873 (1179 amino acids)
Source: RefSeq, a predicted model, not a curated record
AAAUUAUGCAUAGGGAUGUUUGGGUUCCAACGGUGGGCCGCCAUUCAAGAAGCCGUUCUCAAGUUAAAUGGGUGGCACCCAUGAAACCAAAUAUGGCUAUCUCGUGUUAUUUAACUCUCUUCCAUCUCAUCAGGUUCUUCGUUUCGGUCAUUGACCAAAGUUUUCUCCACAACUCAGCAAACCUGUCUCUUCUCUUGGAAUAUUCAGUUGUGUGAUGUCUAAAAGGGAUCUGAACUUUUCGUGCACCGUGUCACUCCCCGAAAACUCACGCCCCACGCCCACCCUCCCCUUGGAUGUAGAUUCACUCCCUCUCCAUGAGGACCCUGUAGCAACAUGGCUCCUAUUCAGAAAUCUCACGGACCGCCUAGGUCCACCUACCCUCCCUCUGACCCGCCCACCACCGGCACCAUCCCCAAAAGCACCCGGAGCAGUCACGCCCCCGCCCAUCUGAACCCGGCGCUCCUGUCGUCGUCCACGUCGGGCGUGUCCUCGGAAGCUAAUGUGUCCCAACCCAACUCGGCCGACUUUGAAGGGGGCGUGGCUCUGAUGCCGCCGGCCCCACCUCAAAAUCUGUUCCUGGAACGAAUCCGUGAGCAACAAGACAAACUCAAAUCUUUGCGGGCUCAACAUUGGCAGAUGUUGCAACAGAGCCCGGAAACCAGGACUCGUAGUUUGGAGGGCCCGCCCCCGCCCACUGUCAGUGGGCCGGGUGGAUGGGAGGCGGGGCCAAGAUUGGAUCGAUCUCGAGGCGGGGAGGGACCGCCCGAGGCGGCUUUUAUCAAUCAGUCGUCGGUAAUGACUGCUUUGGCUCAGUUGGAGCACCGCAUCUCCAUGAUGUCGAGUUUCCCUCCAUCCGAGACUCCGGAAGAGCGACCCGUCGUUCCCUCUCAACUGGACACCGAAUACUUGGAUCGGUUGAAUUUGAUGAACAAUGACCGUGGUCGGAGCCGCAUUGAUGCCUCACCCAAACACGUGGAGCGGGACAAGUCCCAAGAAGAAAUGAGCGAGCUUCAGGACCGAUUGCGUAGUUUGCAAAGCAUGGUAAACAAUUUGGAACAACAACAUCAACAGCAACCCCCGAUUGCUCCCAUUCGGUCCUCUUGGGAGUCGGACCGGAGUUCCCAUCCCAAUCGCCCCUCUCACGAUCAGAUGAUGGUGGAGAUGCGGGAGCAACUUCGAUUACAAAAGGAGCUGCAUCUCCGGCGGAAAGAGCUCGAAGAUCUCAUGAAAAAGGACAUCGUUGAAAGUAUGCAAAAGAACUUUUCGGACUCGAAGAGUGACAUUUCCUUCCGGAGUUGGUUCCAUGACGACCGAUCCUUGCGUCAUUUGGACUCCAAUGCUCUGCCCAGCUCCAGCCGAUCUCGUCGUCUGUCCCUCUCUUCUAUUCCCAGCCACGCCCAGGCCUCAUCUGAGUUGGAGUAUGCCAAAAGUUACGCCCAUCUACAGGCACAGAUUGACAGUCUCCAAUCUGAGAUUCAGCGAUUGAACGCUGUAUCGCGGAAUGCGGGCGUGCCCACCAACCCCAAUGAAAUGGGAGGCGUGGCCAGGCCUCCGCCCAGCCUUGACCCUGGCGUUUUGGAGGCCAUCUUUCAGCAGCAAAACCAAAUCCAGCAACUCACGAAUUCCUUGAACCAAUGUUUCCAAGGGAUGAUGUUAGUUCAGAGGGAUGUGAACCAUCUGCAAAAGGCAAUGGACAAGGUCAAUCACCGGCAACAGCAAGAAACAUCCAAUGAGCGUCAGCAAGUGCGGGGUCAAAACGCCGGAGACUUUGACCCUUGGCAUUGUCAUCUCCCUGAUAUCGACUUCCGACCCAUUGGAGGUGGCGUUUCUCGGACAAACGCCAAUUUCCAGAACAUGGGCUUGACUGGAUUGGAGAAUAGCCACGCCACGUGGCUUCAGAGUAAUCCCCCGUCGAGCUUUGGUCAUGAUCCGUGGAAUUUGAACUCGCAAUUGAACCACCUGAAUGAUCCGGAUGCGAGUGGGGCAUUGAACAACCAAGUUGCCCCGGGGAUGAGAGCCAAUAACUAUUGGGACAAUUUUCGCAGCUUCUCUCGGCAGAAUCGUUUGUCAAACGCAUCACCCGGCUCCAUGCAGCCGCCCAAUGUCGUCAACCCUAUUGUAGCUACCUCUCACGCUGUGUCCGGAGUUGUUACAGGAUCAGGAGCUCCCAAUGUGGCCCAAGUCACACCACGGCAAUUGCAGGCGAAUCCAAGCGUUCCAAGUGCCGUUCCAGGCAAUGUAGUGGGACAAGCUUCAGAUCGAGGUUCAUCUCUCCCCAGACAAGCCUUGAUUGAGCCUCACUUUUCCAAUGUCAACAACUCGCCGCCAAGACCGAGGCGGAAGCAAAAGAUAAACCGUGAGCAAAACCGCGAGUCAUCGGGAGAGACCCGCAGUGCGGCCAUGGUCCUGCCCUCCUGCUCAAAUACGGCUUCGAACCAGCCCACCUCGUCCGGAACUGGAGCUGUGGCACGUAACAACGAGACAAACGGAUCCGUUGGAGGGGCGGCAGCCGCGGCCAUGGUCUACCCGAUGCCUCAAAAUCACGAUCGGAACAUUAAUCGAAGUGACUAUCAGGGCCAGGCCACCAAUGACACGCCAUCCACGCCUUCUAACAUGAUGGUGAACUCUUUGACGACGUCCAUCUAUCAACAUAUUGGCUCCCUGAUCAACGAAUAUGAAUCGCGGCCGGACCAUUUGGUCCGGAUUCUGCAGGAUAUCCAAGUGUUGGGUCGUUCGUUCCCAAUUGCAUUAAGUCGCACUCAAUCUGAAAUUGAGGCCCCGUUUGCGGGCUGGCCGUCGAAUGCCGGUCCCGUUUACCCUGAGCAUUUGCAUGACAACCGGGAUAAUCGGCAUUGCAUGUCAGCGAGCUCGCCCAAAGUCCCGGCGGAUAAACGGUUUUCGUUUUCUCGCUCAGAGGCAGCCGCCAAUAUCUUCGGUUUGGACGGAGCACGCGGCAACGCCAACAGCUCGGCCAAUCCUCAUAGUUUGGAGGGGAUCUUCCAUCCUUUCUCAAGCGUCACCAGACACCAAGGAACAGGGCCAGGAGGUGCCGAGAGUGACGGGGGUUCAGCCGGAGCUUCAAACGAAAUCCCGCAACCCGCCGAGGAUUCAGAGCCACCCUCGCUGAUGAAUAACACCCAUCAGCCCAAACGCUUGGCGUCCGAGAGCGCGGUGGUGCCCAAAAAUGUACAGAGAAACCAAAUUUCGCGUGAGCGUGAUACCCGAAAAUUCCGCCGAGAGAAACCCAGGAAUAUGCAACAGGCCGCCAUUGUUUUGGCUUCUAACUCCUCCUCUUCGGAGACCAUCGAGGACAUUCGGUCCGGGGAUAAGGACAGUACGUCUGUGGUGAAUCGCGUGCCGGAUGAAUCGGGUUUCAUCAAUGUCAAUUUCCGCCUGCCCAUGGCCUCGGUGGCUGCUUCCACUAACAACACGACCGUCGCUCAAGCCUCGUCCUCGUCUGACGUCGUGGAAGCCCGCAGUUUGGCACCCGGACCCUCGUCCACGGCAGGUCUGAACGACAUGGCCGAAGCCGAUCAAGACCAAUCGCCGGAAACGUCGAUGCAAAGCCACAAACGAUGCGUGGUGGUGGAUGGGGCCAAGGCUUAUUUGGACUCGUCGGACGAAGAGGAGAUCCUGGUCCAAGUUGGAUCCGACGAAGGUGGCGCCAGCUCCUUGCAAACGGAAACUGAGGACCAAAUGGGCUUAGAUCGGGUUCCAACCCGUCUCAGUUCGCAUAGUUUGAGUCAGCAGAGGCAGAAUGAGGAGCUCAAUCUCCGUAGCUUAGUGGAUGAGGUCUUGAACACCUCCUCCGAGUCAGAAUUAGUGGAGGACGCUUUAGAGGCCCCGCCACCUCCGCCUUCUUCUCAUGAAUGAAUCAAUGAAUCAGGCACAGAAAGAAUGAAUGUUUGUAAAGUUGAAGUGCAAAUACAAAUCGUUGGCGCAUUCGGAACGAAAUCAAAGGACAUAAUCGAGGACAUGGAAUUUGCUCUUUCAGA